Messenger RNA from Dracunculus medinensis (Guinea worm), 207 nucleotides. The record is from the annotation of a GenBank genome assembly. NCBI's taxonomy places the organism in Eukaryota, Metazoa, Nematoda, Chromadorea, Rhabditida, Dracunculidae.
AUGAAAAUUCGUAAAUUUAGGUCAGAAAAUCCAUUUACGGUGGAUUCAGCGAAUUCCAGUUCAGUAUCGCAUAGCGAUUUUAUGAUUAUAAAUACGCCAUUUUCAUCUUCGAUUGGAGGAAUGCCCACCUCAAAUGACAUAUCUGAGGGAUUUAUCAGUCGAGCUCAACGAACAGCUCAAGAUUGGGAAUUAAGUAGCGAAGUAUAG